Molecule: messenger RNA, 1824 nt
Organism: Manis javanica (Malayan pangolin)
Lineage: Eukaryota; Metazoa; Chordata; Mammalia; Pholidota; Manidae
Gene: CD5
Product: CD5 molecule
Biological process (GO): T cell costimulation
Cellular component (GO): plasma membrane
Source: RefSeq, a predicted model, not a curated record
CUCAUCUGGCUUCUCUUCACUGAGCCUGCCCCAAGAACUGGCAUGCUGCCCCCCAUUUCCCACCUCUAGGCCCCAGCACAGCUCAGCGCCAUCUCGCACCUGCUCAUCCCACCUCCUGCCCUCCAAGAGGGAGACACAGGGCCAGACACCCUCCACCCACGGGUGCCAAGCUCGCCGAGGCUGAGGCAGAAGGAGGCCGCACCCAUGGAGUCUCAGCUACUGCCACUGGCUGCCCUGCUGCUGCUGGGGGUGCCGGUCACUUCCUGCCUUGGACAGCAAAGAUGGGAGGACCCAGGGAUCCCAGUGAGACUAGGAAGCUCCAACUCGAGGUGCCAGGGCCAACUGGAGGUCUACUUCAGGAACAUGUGGCACACAGUGUAUAGCCAGAGCUGGGGCCAGUCUGCCUACCACUGGGACAACCCCAGGCCGGCCUCCAAGCUCUGCCAGAAGCUGCGCUGUGGGGAAGCCUUGGACCUUGCCCACUUCCCUGCCUUCAACAGUCCCCAGAGCCAGAUCACCUGCCAUGGACAGCUGGGGUCCUUCUCCAACUGCAGUGCCAGCAAGGCAAACCAGAGGACCCCCCUGGGUCUGAUCUGCUCAGAGCCACUGCCAACAAAGCCUCCCCCCACAAGCCCCCCACCCACGACCACGCCGGAGCCCACAGCUCCUCCCAGGCUGCAGCUAGUGGCAGGGCCCGGGGGCCUGCGGUGUGCGGGUGUGGUGGAAUUCUACAGCGGCAGCCUGGGGGGCACCAUCAGUUACGAGGCCCGCGGCAGGACCCAGGAUCUGGGGGACCACAUCUGUGCAGCCCUCCAGUGUGGCUCCUUCCUGAAGCACCUGCCAGAGGCUGAAGUGGCCAGGGCACAAGACCCAUGGGAAAGCAGGCCCUUGCCAAUUCGAUGGGUAAUAGAGAACACAAGCUGUGCCUCUCUGGAGCAGUGCUUCCAAAAAGUCCAGCCGCGGGAGGACGGCCAAGUUCUCGCCCUCGUCUGUUCUGACUUCCAGCCCAAGGUGCAGAGCCGUCUGGUGGGGGGCAGCAGCAUGUGCCAAGGCUCCGUGGAGGUGCGCCAGGGCAAGCGGUGGGAAGCCCUGUGCAACAGCCCCUUGGCCAAGAGCACAGUGCGGUGGGAGGAGGUGUGCCGGGAGCAGCAGUGCGGCAAGGUCAAGUCCUGCCAGGUGCUGGAUGCCAGCGAGAAGACCUCCCAGGGGCUCUUCUGUCCCCAGGAGAAGCUGUCCCAGUGCCAUCAGCUUCAGGAGAGAAAAGCCUACUGCAAAAGGGUGUUUGUCACAUGUCAGGACCCAAACCCACCAGGCCUGGGCACUGGCACCGUGAUGAGCAUCAUCCUGGCCCUUGUGCUCCUGGCAGGGCUGCUGGUCCUGUGUGGCCCUCACACCUACAAGAAGCUGGUGAAGAAAUUCCGCCAGAAGAAACAGCGACAGUGGAUUGGCCCAACAGGAAUGAACCAGAACAUGUCUUUCCAUCGCAACCACACGGCGACCAUCCGCUCCCAGGUUGAGAACCCCACAGCCUCACAUGUGGAGAAUGAAUACAGCCAGCCUCCCAGGAACUCCCAGGUCUCAGCUUAUGCAGCUCUGGAAGGAGCCCUGCAUCGCGUCUCCACCCAGCCUGACAACUCCUCUGACAGUGACUAUGAUCUGCACGGGGCUCAGACGCUGUAAAAGCCCACAGAACUGGGAACCUGGAACCCAACAACCAGAGCCAGGCCUUUUGUCCUGAGACCGUUCUGCAUCCACUGCAUGGAAACAUCCCGAUUUCUCCCCCGGCCAGAACAUACAGGGACACAAGGCUGCCUUCAGACAUGU